AGGUAACCAGUCAGGGUAGCUAGAACGCUCUGUGUGACCCGGUUUACCUCAUAUUUACUAGACUAUAUUUAUCCCUAUAUUCUGUCUGUAAUCACCGAACACCCAGGACUAUCACCUUAAUGUGGGAAACAUUAUGGAAGAUUGUGGGUAACGUUAUGGAAGUAGCACUCGGGACAGAUAAAAUUGUCCAAAUGGACACCUUCAACGAAACACCACGAAUGAACGAUCUGACAUAAGACAAUAAUGGGCCCAGAAGACAAUAGGAUGAGUGAGAGGGGCGAGUGGUACUUGAUAGGGAUCCUAGCCACUCUGGCAUUCCUAUGUUUUCUGAUCGUUAUUGUACUCUGUAUAGCAAUAUGUAAACGAUUGGGAGGACGACGCAGCGAUGAUUCGCGAUAUGGAGAUCGUAAUCGUCCUGGUUGUAACACCUGUUAUACUCCACAAAACCCGUAUCCACAUUAUUGGGAAUAUAGGGAAGAACCACGACCGUUCACGACACGUCAUCCUGUAUCCCAGCUUCUUCAAUAUAACAAUCCUGUUUUUAUCCCCGAGGAACCAAUUCGUGCGGUAGAGGUAAACAAUCCACAGUCUCGAGUCGCUCGAGAGGAGGAGAGACGGUCACACACUUCGAUUGAAGGGGAAGCCAUUGGAGGACACAGUCAAUCCUCAUGGAGGGAUAUACAAAAGACCACAGACAGAAGUAUCACCAAAAUGGUAGGGGAUAAGUUAGUAGUUUAUAUUACCAAGAGUAUUGGUCACAUUGGAGGCUUCCUCGUUCUGGAUAAUAUGGGCAUCUCGGUUGAAGUUCCUCAAGGAGCUGUUAAUGUGGGCGAAACGAAGGAUAUCACAUUGUUAUUAAACUGGGAUUUAGGUGAUAAUCCGGAAAUGCAGUCAAGCCAAGCCCUGGUGAGUCCCGUGGUGUUUGUAGGACCUCACGGGAUGAAACUCAACAAACCAUGCGUUCUGAGUUAUAUGCACUGUUCUUUUGAUUCUCGUCAUAUUCAAGUGAUGAAAAGUGAAACGGAUCUUUUCUCAGCAAAAAAAUGGGAAGUGAUGUGUAAACCAAAUGACGCAAACGGUUCAUGUGUACUGACAACCAGUACAUGUCAAUUAAACAUUAACACGUUCACGUUAUACACGUGUCUCCAAUGUCCACCAGCUGGUGAGUUAGGUAGGAAGUGGCUCCAGAUUGCUGUGUUCUCUGAAGGCAUUAAGCCAGGAAUAGAACACCAACAGGUCAGGGUGUAUUUCCUCAACAAGACUAACUGUGCUCUACAGUGGGCCAUCCACAACGAGGCACAGUAUGGCGGGAAACUUAUAUGUCCUGAAAAGCUCUUUUUGCUGUCCGGAACAGAGAAAGAUGUUUUCGUAGUUAUUACAUAUGUAUCCCGGGGAUGGACGUUGAUUGACAACUCUAGACAAGAUCGUAUCCCGUACCUUAACAUCUGGCAUGGACAAUGCCCUCACGUUAAUGUAGGUUUUCGGCGGGAAAAUCCGUCCAUGCACGAAUUCAACCUUAACUUAGAUGUAAAGCAAGAUGGUCGAGAAAAUGAAAGUGAACGUAUAAUCGCACAAAUUGUCCAACCGGAAGUGGCUCCACCGGAAGUGGCUCAACCGGACCAAGUGGCAAUCUCGACACCUGUUCCCAGAAAGAGAACGAUUCCUCAAUGUCUCAGAACGAGGCUUCAAGUUUUGCUUGAUGUCACAUGUCCAUUAGCACAAAAUUGGAAGGGGCUUGCGGAGAAAAUAGGCUACGAUGGAAUGAUUCCAUUUCUUGAGAGUAGGAUCGGUUCUAGUCCUACAGAGGUGCUGUUGCAGGCCAUGGAACAAAAAGCAUACACGCUUCAGGAACUACAGAGAAUCCUUGGUGAGAUGGGUCGGACAGAUGCCGUCAAUGCUAUUCACGAGUAUGUGGAGCCCUCGGAGGAACCCGAUACUAUGCUGCUCAAACCAUGUCGCGAGGCUGUCGAAAACGAAAAUGUGGGACAUGCCUCCAGCGAUCAACCUCUUAAUGAAUUCUAGUAUUUACCGUCAUAUCUUUGAGGAGGUGUUAGAAAACAUUAAACUCAGUCUGAAAACAUUUUGAUACAAUGUGAUGUAGUGUGCAAUAAGAAAUAUAAGGCUUGGACUGAUUAGAUUUUUCAUGUUUCAUGUUUUACUGCAAAUACCUUUAAAGUAUUAAAUAUCAAUAAAACCGCUUACAUAAACUACUCCAUGAUAAACCAACUCCAUUGAUUGGCCAACAAAGCAGCAGAACAAUCUUCCAAUAUUACUUAAAUUGUCAUAUACAAAAAACGUAGGUUCAAUUCAAAAGUAAAUAGAAUAGAUAUUUUUUCCAAGAAAAUCUGUUGUUAAAAACCAGAGAUGCGUAUUUUUUAAGAUGCCUAUUGAGGACAAUGUUCUGCAAAAUAUCACGAUUAAUAUUUAAUAUCACUACUAUGGAUAGCUAAACAGACAAAUAAUCAGAGGGCAACAUCGAUUAGAUAUCAAAUAUUAAAUCAAAUGAUACAAAAUAUAUGAUGUUCGAUAUGUUCACAAAACAUAUCAUACAGAAUGUUUGUAUUGAUUCACUGAAUGAAUGUUUACUUUGAUUGCUACACUUUCCCCCCACGUACAGGAAAAUACGAUUGGGGGAACACUGUUCGACAAUUUUAUACCAAACUGCUGUUUCGAUUACGCUAUCAAUUUUCACUAGAGACAUAAUAAGGAAGUCUGUCCUUAUAACUAAACCUACACAAUCCCUUAUUUUAUUGGUGGACUACUGUCUCUUAGAAAUUACUAUGCCGCUUUAUUAGCCAAUCAAAAGCGACAUUACAACUGGCGACGUUAUUUUAACGCGAUUGACUGAUACAGCUGUAUGGACAUUCCUCUGUAAAAUUGAUAAAAAAAAAUGACAGUCGUCUUCUGAUAAGUCUUUUUUGUCGGAAUGGUACAAUGGUACUGUGGGUAUUGCCAUGUAGGUGUUGCUUUUAUAUUGUGACAUUGGCAAAAGCUGUUUCAUUUUGAUUUCAUAUUUAGUAACAUUUGAAAGAUAUUCCUAUCCUUUUAGCUCCUACCCGUCCAUUAACGAUAGGGAUAGUUGGCAAAAAAUGUUAUUUAUCUGCUUGUUCAUUGAUCAUCAUUUGCUAGAUUGAUUUGAGGAUAUCUUUCAUAGUAAAUGGGCAUUCAUGGAAUAAACUACAUCAAAAUAGUAGCAUUCUUAUAAGUUACGUGGGCAUGUGAUGAAUUUGAACUGGUCGAGUGAAAGUUGUAUGGACUAGAGGAUGAGUGGAAUUAUGAAUGGGAAACGAACCUGCGCUCCUUUUCGGAUUCGUAUCAGUUGAACCGGUACUCGUCUACUGUAUUCGUAAUAGAACGCGCUGUAACAGUAGAACCAGUUCUCGUGGAUCGCUAUUUCAAACGUACCACUUGGAUCCAAGAUGGCGGAACUGUGGUUCUUCAUUUGUCAUGCAAAAGUGCUUUUUGUUAAAAACGGGGCCUCUACAUUUGUCUUAUUUGACGUAAGUAUUAAGGUAUUGACUGAACCGAGCGAGGGCCGCCAUCUUUGGAACUCGCUUGAUAUUCAAAUGCGAUCCAUUAUAUGAUACCGUGUCAACUUGGUACAACUGGUACGAACCCGAUAAAGAAACACACGGAAAGAGUUUAAUCACAGGUUAUUCCAAUUAAAUCUCUUACAGUUGUAAGAGAAUUAGUCAUUUCUAUUUCAGAUAUCAACCCAACUUCUUAUUUUUGCAAAGUAAUAUAAUCUAUAUAGCAACUACAUAAUCAUUAUCAUUAUAUUUCCCAUUGUUGAUAAUUCUGUAAUUAUGGUGUAAAUCUAACAUUUAAUAUCUGGUGGUUUUUUUAAUUGAAAAUAUUGAAGAGCUGGUCUCGACAAUAUUACAUGACUGCUAAAUGGUACGCACACAAAGCAUUAUUUAUGGAGUUAAUUUUCAAUAGUCAUGGUGUUACGAAAGAUACGUUUUAUUUUUAGAAUAAAAAAUGCCAAUGAAA
This is a messenger RNA of Pecten maximus, 3993 nucleotides long. Its product is annotated as UNC5C-like protein. The transcript is spliced from 5 exons. NCBI's taxonomy places the organism in Eukaryota, Metazoa, Mollusca, Bivalvia, Pectinida, Pectinidae. The coding region runs from base 244 to 2022 and encodes 592 amino acids. Gene Ontology annotation, biological process: netrin-activated signaling pathway. Gene Ontology annotation, molecular function: protein binding; netrin receptor activity. The record is from RefSeq and is a predicted model, not a curated record. Gene Ontology annotation, cellular component: membrane.